AUGAGCACAACGUCCUCUGCUUCCUCCUCGAGGAGGAACAGCGGUAGUGGCCCUGCCGAUGCAUCCACAUCCUCUUCCUCUGCCUCUACGCCCACUGCCACCUCAUCGCACCAACAAUUCUCCUCCUCUUCUGCUGCAUCCUCGCAGCAACAGCAGAGUGUAGCUUCGCAGUCACCCGUCCGACCUCGCCACCACGCUCGCAGUGUAUCGCAAGAAGCGUCGCGGUUUCCUUCUGUCACCGCCUUCAACCUCAGCCCACCAAGACGGCCCAGUCAUGGGUCUCAGGGUUCUCACCAUCUCAAGAUGUCGAUCAGUCAAAACCUCCCACCCACUGCCUCUGCUGCUACGUCUGGGUCCAGUACCUCCUCGAGUACUGGUACACCAUCGUCCUCUAGCAACAACAGCAGCAACAACAGCAGCAACAACACUUCUCCUGACCGUGAUGACGAGCACGACGAUGGCGUCAGCCCAGCAUCAUCCACGGCCGUCUCUUCCACUGAAGGCUCUCCCGUUGCAAUCAGGACCUCUCUUUCGGCUCUGCCAGGAGAUGACGAGAGCCGAUUGAGGGCUCUACUCGAAGCUCAAGCUAGUCGUCGACCUCGUUUGAUGCGGCUCACACCAGCUUAUGCUAGUAUGCCCAACCGCAUCCCGCAGACCGGUGAUGCUACCUCCAAGAACAGUCGACCUGGUCUGCCUUUUCCCAGCUCCACCGAUGAAGCGCCCUCUUCGCAAUCAAAUAAGGAUGACAAUGGUCUCACAUCUGUCUUGGAGCAGAUCAGAGGUCAACCCAGAACCCCACCGCUGGAACCUCCCUCUGCCUUGUCGCUGGACAUGAGUAACCUGCCCAAACCAGCCGUCGGAGACGCAUCGGCUCCUCAGAGCACCUCUGAUCUACCCAACGAAGUCCGGACAAAGAGCGGUCGACUCAUCAAGCCCGCUCUCCGAAACAGCUCCUUCGUCGGUGGCACCUCCGGCGGACGAGUGACCAGGAUGAGCCGUUCCGACAGCAUGCCAGCGUCCGCUGCUAGCGCGGCGCAGAUGCGAGCAAAGAGCACUCCCAACACUCCUUCGGUGGCCAAGGUGGUGCAAUUUGACUCACAUCUAGAGCACAUCAAGGUCUUCAAGUUCAAACAGAAGCCCACCGCCAUCUCACGGUCCGGCUCACCUGAGCAGACGGAAACCGAGACUGAGGAGGAGAGGGAGCUCUUUCCCUUUGUCAACUACGGUCGCAAGGGUCCCUCGCCGCCAAGUGGCACCCCAAGUGCAACCACGCCCACCAUCAGCAGCAUCCCUGGUCAGGCACCAGUCGAAGAACAGCUGGUUCUCCGAUUGCCCAACUUCCCUUCUUCGGCUCGAUUGUCCGUUGAUAAGACGGUCUUCCUGGAAAGGAUCUACCUGGCCGAAGAUCUGCGCUCAGUCAAAGGUACAGUGAGAGUGAGGAACAUUAGUUUUGAGAAGUGGGUUGCAAUCCGUUUCACGCUCGACAACUGGGUCACUGUCAAUGAGGUGUCAGCCGAGUACUCUGAAUCCCUCGCAGAUGGCUCAGCAGAUCGCUUCGCCUUCUCCAUCAAGCUCAAUGAGCUCCUUGACUGGCCUCGAGGCGCUGGUCAGCACGAGACCAAGACCAUGUUUCUCUGCUUGCGCUACACUACCUGUGAUGGACAACACUGGGACAACAAUGACGGCCUGAACUACCAGCUGGACUUCAGGAAACGUCAGCUUCCGUCGACCCCCAUGCCUACGCCCAAUGCGACUCGACCAUCUACACGAGCUCAGACCCUCAGUGGUCCCUUGUCUACGCAGCAAGCGCGCGUCAUCGAGAUGGUCCGACGUCAUGGUGUUCAGAGUGGCAAGGGCAGUGGAGGCUUCGUCGAGGAUCUCAGGAGAGAGCUCGACAAGCUCAAGUCUGACGAGGAAGAUCACGACCGUUUGCCCAUCAUCACCAAGAAGAUGGCUGCGGCUGUGGCAUCGACGGGAGUCGUCGGUGGUCCCAUUGCUGGCUUGAGGCAGAAGCGAUCUACGGCAUCGCCUCCAGGCUCACCCGGACCUCGUGCGGACGGGGUGUCACCAAUGUGGAGCGCCCGCUACGACUGGAAUGAGUCUCUCCGCAACUCCACCUCUUCAUCUGCACGCUCUCGCCCCGCUGUCUAUGACUACUUCAACUCAAAGCCGCCUCCCCCGGCCUCUGCCAUGGGCGACGUCGAUUCCAAUGCUCCGUCCCUCUACGUCUCUGCUGCCUCGCCUCCGUCUCAAAAUUCCAGUGUCGUGUCCACGCCGAUGGUCAACAACUUCGGUCAGACUCGUGCUGGAAUGCUGAGUCCAGCUGUCGGCGACGUCUUUGCACACCAUCAGCCAGUCAGCUCACCUUCUCUGAGCGCCUCCCUCGCAUCAUCGCUCGAAGGCUCGGCGGCCAACUCAGCAAGCAACUCUCCAGACAGGAUGUACGCCGCCAGUCUCGCAGUCGCAGCGGCUGGUAGGGACGGCAGAUUGAGUCCAGGCGAUGGCAAUUCGCCUACGCAACGCUCUCCUACUGGUGGCAACAAGUUCUUCCCUUUUGCCCCGCUUCGAAAGGGCCACGUGUCGCCAUUGGCCUCGGGCCAGACUUCGCUCGAGAAUUCAGACUCGGACGAAGAGGAAGAUCAGGUAGACGAUACUCGCGGAAGCAGUCGUGCUCCUCCUCCAGCCAGAAUCCUGACACUGCCUCGUUCUACUCUCAAGGCUCGUCAGAAGAAGGACGAUGGUCUCGUCUUGGAGAAUUACGAUUCACCGCCCGUUGCACAGUCCCCUACGAGGCCCAUGACGGUAUCGCACAUGUCCGACUCGUCCCUCUUCUCCCCAAGCACAUCCGUCUCUUCCAUGGAGAGCGAGUCCUCUGACCUGGUCACACCAGACAUGGCGUCCCUCGAUGGUCUCCCCAGUGCCUUUGGCGGCAGUGGCAGCAGUAGUACUCGCAGCAGCAGCAACAGCACUAGCAGCAGUGGCGGCGGCAGUGUCAGUGGCAGCGAUGAUGCUUCGCACAUUUCCACGCCCCGUCUUGUAUCGCAGAGAAGGUGGUCUCCCCCAGGCAGCAUCACUGCUCCUGCCGAUAAGCUCCCCACUUCUGCAGCAGACCUGAGCGAGUUGAUCCAGAAGUAUUGCUGGAGCAGCGAUAGUGUUCCCGGACUAGGCCUAGGGCUAGGAGGAGGUGCUGGCUCAGCCCUCGGCAUCGGCUCAGUCUCCGCUUCUGGCACUGGUAGUGGGAAUAACAGUGGUGGUCGCAGCCGCAAUGGGAGUCCCUCCCCUAGAGGUUUCCCUAGCGUGGGAGGUGUAGCCGCAACGAUUCCUGGGAGCAACGCGGCGGGAUUGCCCAGCCCGCUGCACCAGAGUGGAUCGGCUACGCCCACGGGCGAGUUUUGA
This is a messenger RNA of Microstroma glucosiphilum, 3396 nucleotides long. RefSeq lists its product as hypothetical. The coding region runs from base 1 to 3396 and encodes 1131 amino acids. Gene Ontology annotation, biological process: regulation of glycogen biosynthetic process. Gene Ontology annotation, cellular component: protein phosphatase type 1 complex. The record is from RefSeq and is a predicted model, not a curated record. The transcript has a single exon. NCBI's taxonomy places the organism in Eukaryota, Fungi, Basidiomycota, Exobasidiomycetes, Microstromatales, Microstromataceae. Gene Ontology annotation, molecular function: glycogen binding; protein phosphatase 1 binding.